CUGGAAACAACGGCACUGCUGUAGGUUCCGCCUUUGCAGUUAAACAGCUGAAAGUGAAUCUGUCAACUAAAAGGAUAAAGAAGCUCCCUACUCCACGGAGAUGUUAUCGGUGGUGUCUUUUCUAUGAUCUGUGAGUGAAGAGGCACCAUCUACAAACAUGGAACAGGAACAGGAACCGAAACCAGGUUGUCAGCAGCCAGAUGAUUCUGGAAAAUCCACUGUCAAACUACCAGGAGAAGACCUCCCCAGGAAUGAAACGGAACAGAAACCAGCAACUUCAAAAACAGCAGGCAGCAACGAAGAGUGUGUUGUAGAUAAACCUGGGAUAAAUGAAGAACCUGCAGCCACAAACAGUGAUGUAGGAGAAGCAUUCAAAGAUCAGAGGAAAGAAACCCCACCACGGAAACAGUCCACUGAGCAAAGGGAGGAUGUUGAACCCAUUGGUCCUACUCCUAAAGAGGCUGCUGAAUCCAAAGUUUCAAAAGAUACUGAAAUCCUGGAAGAUCUCAAAUACGAUGAUAAAGAACAGCUGGAGUAUGUGAGGAAACUAGGUGAUUGUGGUCCAGAUGGAGAUCAGAAAGCUUUUGAAGCCACACCUACAGACAAGGAGACUACAAAGACCUCUAAGGCUGACGAGGUACCAGAAGAUGGGGAUGCAGAUUCUGCUAACUGUGAUAGCCUCGACAAGAACUCUGGACAACAAGCCGAUGAUGAAAGUCAAGACGAUUCCACAGGAGACUGGAAUGAGAAAUCAGCCGGUGAAUGUCUCUGUCCAAGUGUUACCACAGAUGCAGAAUCAGAAAAAGUCGAUCAUUCACUAAAAAUGGACAAGAAAACCAAUCGCCAUUCCAAAGGAGAGCCAUUAGAGAAUGAGAAGCCAGUCAGCACUACACCUGACAAAUGUCCUAGUCGAAGUGUGACAUCAGAUGCAGACUUAGCUAAAGGGGAUUAUUUACUGACUAGAGAGAAAAAGCCUGGCCAACAAGCAAGAGAGGCAAAUAACGCAGCAGCAGAUGAACAUUUCAGUCCAGGUGUGCCAAGAACCUCACAAAUGUCUCAAGAGGAACCUCCAAAGGAAGACAUAGAAAAACAAAUGAAAAAGAUGAGGAAAAAAGAAAAAGCAGAUGUUGAAACCAUCGGUCCUACAACUACACAGGCUGAACUGUCAGAAGAAACUGGAAUUCUUGGAGGAAGUAAAAGGGUCUUCAUGGCAGUGGUUGUGGUGGUACUUGUUGCCAUCUUGACGCAGCAUUUCCUCCAAUCUAAAUCUCCACCUCAGAAGAAUGAUUUGCGACAAGUGGAAGUCUUCCUCAAGCGGAUGGAAGAAGUAAAAACGAGGUUUCCUAAUCAGCGUGCCGAGCUCUGGAGCAGGAGUGAAAUCCACCUUAAGAGGCACCUCCAGACCAGCCAACCUGCAGAGCCGGUGAGCCUGAUUCUGACUUCAGGCUUUAAGGCCGAGAAGACCAUGCGCUGCCUGGCUCGGGACGUGGCCUCCGCCUUCUCCACCGCCCUCAAUGCCUCCGUCCUCCACAUCGACGGAGCCAGCAAAGCCGGCCAAGACAGCGAUCAGGUCAAACUGGACAUUGACAGAAACCUCGAAGGAGCUUUCCAGGGAGACAAACCUGUAGCCGUUAUUCACCGCCUGGAAGAGCUGCCUCCGGGCUCCACACUCAUUUUCUACCGCUACUGUGACCACGAGAACGCCGCCUACAAGAAGACUUUUCUGAUCUUCACAGUGCUGCUGGGUGACGAAGAGGAGAUCCAAGACAAGAUUCGCUUGAGCGUUGUGGAGGAGAUGGUGGACGACCACCUGCAGAAGAGAUUUCUGUCUCACAGCCACCCGGUAUCUUUUGACAGGAUGGAUCUCAACAAGUACGGUGGACUGUGGAGCCGCAUUUCUCAUCUCAUCCUGCCGGUGGCGGCAGAGGAAAGAAUAGAGCAUGAAGGAUGCAAGAGGACUCAACUCUGUCCUGAGCUUUGGGUGUGAGCGCUGAAUUAGGACACAUCUGUAAGACCUCUUACUGGGAUAUUUAUUCUGCUCUUAGCAGUGAUUUUAAAGAUCCAAUAGUUUCUUACAAGAAUUUUAUUGAUACCGAGUUGCAUCAAUAUUUAGACUCAUUUGUAAGAGGGAUGUCUGUAAGAAUUUCAUUCUUUAUGAAGAAGUCUUUGACAAAAAGGCUUAUGCACUUUAUUAUUUUAAUCAUUUGAUUAAGUUAUAGGUGGGUUGCAAAAGGUUAUUAUCUGGAUUUUGCAGCAGUGGGAUUUUAACUGCUACAUUUUAAAGACACUCAAUUUCAGACUUGUAAUUCAUCUUUACUUAACUAUCACAGAACACUUAGCUGGCUGAGCUUUUUUAAGCAUCACAACACAAGGUUUCUAAUUUUUGAUUCGUCUGUGACUUACAUCUGAAUGGCACCAUGUGCCUUAAAGUAAGCCUCUAAUGUACAAAUAUGAGUUAAAUGUGCCUUAAAAUACAAAUAAACCAUUUUUUUAAUUUUAAA
This is a messenger RNA of Girardinichthys multiradiatus, 2501 nucleotides long. Its product is annotated as torsin-1A-interacting protein 2-like. The record is from RefSeq and is a predicted model, not a curated record. Gene Ontology annotation, cellular component: membrane. Gene Ontology annotation, biological process: membrane organization. Lineage: Eukaryota; Metazoa; Chordata; Actinopteri; Cyprinodontiformes; Goodeidae. Gene Ontology annotation, molecular function: ATPase activator activity. The transcript is spliced from 11 exons. Bases 158 to 1987 code for a protein of 609 amino acids.